Ascochyta rabiei is the source of this 378-nucleotide messenger RNA. RefSeq lists its product as uncharacterized. Lineage: Eukaryota; Fungi; Ascomycota; Dothideomycetes; Pleosporales; Didymellaceae. Bases 1 to 378 code for a protein of 125 amino acids. The record is from RefSeq and is a predicted model, not a curated record. The transcript is spliced from 2 exons.
AUGCCACCUUUCUGGACAAUCGGCUGUCUCUAUGGCGCGUCCAGCGUCAUGCUCGGCGCAUUCGGCGCACACGGCCUGAAGAAGCGCAUCAGCGACCCAUCGAGAAUGGCAAACUGGGGAACGGCGGCACAAUACCAGCUCGUCCACUCGGCCGUUUUGACCUUCGCCUCCGUCGCCGCGCCACAGAACACCGUUGCCAUGGGCCUGCUCACCGCGGGCAUGACCAUGUUCUCCGGCAGCUUGUACCUGCUUGUGCUGGACCCCCAGCGGUUUGGAAAAUACCUGGGGCCUGUGACGCCUCUUGGGGGGUUGUGCUUGCUUGGAGGCUGGGUUGCGCUGGCGCUUACGAAGAGGCCGAUCAUGCCCAAGUUCAAGUGA